Molecule: messenger RNA, 1413 nt
Organism: Nematostella vectensis (starlet sea anemone)
Lineage: Eukaryota; Metazoa; Cnidaria; Anthozoa; Actiniaria; Edwardsiidae
Product: transmembrane protein 199
Exons: 5
Coding region: 41-637 (198 amino acids)
Biological process (GO): vacuolar proton-transporting V-type ATPase complex assembly
Cellular component (GO): endomembrane system
Source: RefSeq, a predicted model, not a curated record
UGUGUGUUGUCGUUGUCGGUGGUUUGAUGUCAUUUUAAAGAUGGCGGUGGAAGUGACUUUGACUCCUAAACUUCACGAAGCGAUACAGAGAAUUCUUGAAUCCAGUGACCUAUCCAAGACACUGCGCGAAAAGCUGACAACAUUAAGCAGCAAGGAUGCAGAGAAAGAGAGUGAAAAACGUCAUAUAAUGUUUGGUUUAGUAAAAGAAAUAUGGCAGCAAUCGAAGGCAUUUCGCACUGAGGAUGACAGGCCAGCGUACUUGCAUGAAAUGCUGGAGGGAAGUGAACUUUAUGUGGAACCUCCAAGGCCACCAGAGAGGAAUCCUGAACUAGUUGCUCGGCUGAAUAAACUGCGGGCCAAACAGGAGCAAAUACAAUAUGACCAGAUGGUUGCCAAUGUCGGGCCUGCACUGGAGCAGAAACAGAGAGACACUCUAGGAGCUGAAGUCCGCUCCACCUCAAGACAAGUCUCAUCGAUUGUCAACUUUGUGCUCAGCGUUGGGGCUGCCUUUAUGUUUGGGUUUGCAUCAUCCCAAUUUGCAUUUCAGGAAAUGAGCAUGAGAGUCAUCAUUGGUACAUUCCUGGCGAUCAUAGUGGCUAUUGCUGAUCUGUAUUUCAUGGCCAGGACAGAAAUCUAGUAGAUCACGGCCUGACAGGAAUCUAGCUUAACAUGGGUGGACAGAAAAGUUGUUUCCGCUUCUCUUGUCAUAAAAUUCUAUAUUAUUUUUAAAAAAUAUUCAUAAACACCGGAUUAAAGGCAAGUUGUAUAUGGACGUAAGUCAUUGAAGACAACUUUUUGAAGAAUUGAAGAAUUGAAAAAUUUAUAAUAUUUGACGUAUCAUACAUUGCGUUUCCUCGUUUAUGUUCUACGACGAAAAAAAACAAUACAACGAACAGAAAAACUAGUCGCAAGGAAAAGGCAUUUGAGCCAUUUUAAAAUGCCGAGAUAUCGUUUAAUAUCAUUUAAUACCGGCCAGAUUGAUGCAACCGCAGUUGUGAGAAAUUAUUUAUUUUAUUUUUGAUAAAUUGCAGGCUCGUACCCAGGAUUUUUCUUGGGGGGUGCGAAGUCCGAAAAAGUGGACCUAAUUUUUCUGGGGUAGAGGGGGGGGGGGGGAGGAGUUUUCUGAUAAAAAUCUGACCACCCCCGAAAGAACAAAAAGGAUUUUUUGCCUUUGCAGUAUCUCCACGGGACGUUUAUUGUCGGAUUUGGCUACAAAUACAAGUCUGACUUAUGGAUUAAUAACAUACAAGGAAAUAUAGUUGAUGCUUUAUAGUUUUGUCUACGUCUAUUGAGAACCGAAAGUGGACUUUCGGUCGUUGUAGGGGGGUGCGUUCGCACCCCCUGCAACCCCCUGGGUACGGGCCUGAAUUGAUCAGGGAAACAACUUCUUUGAAUAAAUACAUGAUAAAAUGA